AUGGGUCCCCGCGACGAUGGCGGGGAUUCGCAGAGCACAGGCGGCGGCGGCGGCGCAACGCUGUGGGGGAAGCUGGAGGAGACAUGCAGGUAUUACACGGGCCUUCCCAAGCCUCGCGUGGAGGCUCGGGUGGUGGAGUUCCGAUCCGAGAGGCAGUUCGUGUCGCUGCUACAGCAGGGGAAGCCAGUCGCCGUCGCCUUCACCUUCUCCUGUGCACACACGAGGCAUUUCGACGAGAUGUUUCAACAAGCAUCAGCCGACCUCCACCCGCAUGUCAACUUCAUCCGAGUGGAUUGCCCCAAGCACCUUGGCUUCUGCAUCGCUCGUCAGCGCAAGGACUACCCCUUUAUAGAGGUCUUCUAUAACUCGAAAGAGGCGCAGCGGGACACGACCCCCUCAGCGGGAGGAGGUGGAGGAGCAGCGGGAGUGGUUCGCUACAGUGUCAUGGUUCUGCCUUACAACUAUGAUAUGGACAUUCAAGAAGCGUCCAAGAUCCUCUAUUCCCGACUGCAGUCGCUCGAAGGAGGCAACGCGUCGAAGCUACUCGGGUGGAUGCUCAUGCGCGAGAAUGCCGACCAGGACUUAGCGGCGCUCGCGAAAGGCUCCGACGCGCAGCUGAUGUCUGCCAUUGGGAUCGCGAAGCGGAACCUUAGCGUGUACUCGUCCAUACCGGGAUGGCAACACCAGGGGGUUCUGGCGGAGAUCCGGCUUCAACAGGAAAGCGCGGCGUGCGUUGCGCGACAACGGACCGCCGCCGCUCAGUCCUUCGUCCACUCUCACCAGGCUUCCACAGACAGGUUUCCUCAUUCCGACCGUUUCUCUGCCUCGACGCAAGCGGCCCUCGCGUCGCUCUCCCCCGAUACGCCCCUCGCUGAACCAACCGACUCUGCCGGUGCCGGCGCCGGCGCUCCCGGCGAUGCGGCUGCUGCUCCGACGGCAGCGCGACCAAUCCCCACGGAUGCCCCAGCGAUUCCCCACCUGACCGCACUCCACGGCGCAAGUGGCGCUGCGAGCGACUACGGCUCGUCGCCCGAGAGUUCGCAGUCGUCGUUCAUGUUCAAGCGAUGCCACUAUUUCGCACGCGGCUUCUGCAAGCACGGCAGCGCGUGUCGCUUCUUGCACGCGUCGCACGGCCAGUCGGCGACGGCGCCCGUGUCGUCGCCGGGGUCGCCCAGUGCGACGAGCUCGGACGGCACAAUGGCGGCGGCGACUUACCCCGAGCCGCAAGGCGCGGAAGAGACUUCUGCUUUGAGCUGCACGGCCGCGAGCGGCGGCGGCGGCGACAGCGACGGCGGCGGCGUCGGUUCCCGGGGUGAUGAUAGCGGGAAUAACAGUAGCGGGGCCCGCGCUGACGUUGGAGAUUCGUUUCCUAGUAGCACCACCGCAACCGACGGCGGCGGCGGCGGCGGCGGCGGCGCUGACGGUGGUGGUGGUGGUGUGGCCAAGUCUGCUGCGGGCGGGCUUGCGGGCGGCAGCCCGGGUUCUGCGGCGGGUUUCACGCUGGAGCGGCUCGAGGCGGAGCUUCACGAGCUUCUUAGAGAGCACAAGGGGCCCAUCCACGUGGCAUCGCUCCCUCAGCUAUACGCGGAGCGGUUCGGGAAGCCGUUGCAAGCGGAGGGGUACUUAACUGAGAGCCAGCGGCAGGGGCGGCCCGGACUAAGCCUAACUAAGUUACUCGCGCAGAUGAAAUCGUCGAUCGCGUUCGUCGAUAGGCCGAGCGGGCAGCGCGCGAUCGUCCUUAAGGGGUCGCCGAUUCUGGAGGAGUCUAAGAAGUUUAUUUCGUUCAAGGAGCGAGCGGAUUUGGCGCCGCCCAGUCCGGGGUCGCGGCAGAUUUAUCUCACUUUUCCGGCCGAAAGCACGUUCACAGAGGAUGACGUGGCAGCUCAUUUCAGCAAGUUUGGCCCAGUGCACGAGGUGCGCGUGCCGCAUCAGCAGAAGCGCAUGUUCGGAUUCGUGACGUUCGCGUUCGCGCACAGCGUGAAAGCGAUUCUCGAGGAGGGUAAUCCGCACCACAUUGGCGGCUCGCGCGUGCUCGUCAAGCCGUACCGCGAGAAGUCGCGCCACGGCAGCGCCGCCGCCGCCGCGCACGGGCACGCGGACCGGAAGUCGCGCGCGGGGGCGGACCGCGGCGCACAGGUGUCGCCCGCGAAAGGCGCCGUGGAGUCUUAUUCAG
Messenger RNA from Closterium sp. Yama58-4, 2173 nucleotides. The record is from the annotation of a GenBank genome assembly. Lineage: Eukaryota; Viridiplantae; Streptophyta; Zygnematophyceae; Desmidiales; Closteriaceae.